AAAAAGAAUUCCAGGAUAUAUCUACACCUUCACUAAUUAACGUGCAACAUUUAAAUAUUAACGACAAUAUACAACAUCAUAACGAAUUUGAAGUCAAAAAUCCCAUCUUUAUUUCUUCACCUUCUACAUUAAUAAACCCUUUUGCUGAAGUUUCGAAUUUGUCAGAGAGUGCGUUUGAUCACGAAAAAG
This is a messenger RNA of Racocetra persica, 189 nucleotides long. NCBI's taxonomy places the organism in Eukaryota, Fungi, Glomeromycota, Glomeromycetes, Diversisporales, Gigasporaceae. The record is from the annotation of a GenBank genome assembly.